Exaiptasia diaphana is the source of this 718-nucleotide messenger RNA. Its product is annotated as sulfotransferase 1C2A. The record is from RefSeq and is a predicted model, not a curated record. NCBI's taxonomy places the organism in Eukaryota, Metazoa, Cnidaria, Anthozoa, Actiniaria, Aiptasiidae. The transcript is spliced from 2 exons. Gene Ontology annotation, molecular function: sulfotransferase activity. The annotation marks the transcript as partial. Gene Ontology annotation, cellular component: cytoplasm. Gene Ontology annotation, biological process: sulfation.
UUGAAUACGGAAGUUGGAUUGAUCACGUGCUUGGAUGGUGGGCUCAUCGUGAUGAUGACAAUGUUCUGUUCCUAAAGUACGAAGACAUGAAAAAGGACCUGCCUUGUGCUGUUCAACAAAUAGCCAAAUUUCUUGGUAAAGAUUUAUCUCCAGAGAUGAUUCAACGAAUCGCUGACCAAACAACCUUUACUGCCAUGUCUGAUGGCAAAGGACGAUUCUACGAUAAUGAACCCGACUACCUAAAACUGAAAACCCCGGGUGCAACAAAAUUCCUUCGAAAAGGCGAAGUUGGUGACUGGAAAAACUACUUCACUGAUGAACAAAACCGACGAUUUGAUGAAAUGUUCGAGAAGGAGAGAAUGGCCAUAAGUGGACUGGAAAUAGAAUUCUGAAUCACGUCUGAGAGUUUUAAUUCUCAUUACUUUCGAUUUUUGUCAUAUUUGCACUGUAAAAAAGCUUGCCCAUGCAUGUGCAUGUAAAUUAAGGGGAAGUGCAUGAUCCUACUUCUGUUUCGUCAGCACUACUCAGCACUAAGAAAACUGUUUAAAAUGGUCUUGUUCAAGAGAGCACAGGCCCUUUAGUCUAGUCAAUCUGACGAAAACUGCUGGGUUUUUGUUUGUUUGUUUGUUUUUCGAUUCGUGUAAACGCAAAUAAGAACUAGAUGCACAUGAACGUGAACUCGGGGUUCUGUUUGAUAAUAAUCCACUAGUGAAUCCGA